CCUGUGCCGGGACGGCAGCCCCAGGAGCCUCCCGCAGGCACGCCGCCUGUGGUGGGGAGCUCUGCCCUGUGGCCGGUACCGGCCGUUGCCUUCGGGCGCUCCCUCGAGAAGGGCCGUGGAGUUUCGGCGUGUAACGGGUGUACCUGGCCGGGGCAGCUCGCAGGAGUCCCUGAGGAGGCUGCGCGGUCGAUUUGAGAGCGCUUUAGCACCUCCUUGGGGUGCGUUCCUCUUUCUCCACUUGGCUCUAGCAAGCAUCAUGAGGCUUCUAAGAGGUUUUACCAUAACUUUUGAUGCCUCCGAAGAAGAAAUGUACCCACAAGGCCAGGAAGGCAGAGCUGGUAUUCCUUGAGAGGCCGCGAGAGGGACCCGGACAUUGCUAUGAAAUUCUGCUGCCUUCAGCUGAGAAUCCAAGACGUGUUCCCACAAAACCCAUUGACCGGAACACCUCUACUGCCUGGGUGUGCCCACAAUUCGAAACAACUAAGUCAGUGGUGUUGAAAGCAUACCAGAAGAAGGAUUGUGGUCCUCACAAACCCCAGAAUCAGGAUACCAACCACAGUUCACUUCAUGCAGGAGGAGCUUGUCGAAGAGCUGUAACCUGCAAAUUUCCUCCUUUAACUUUUGAGAAUCCAGAAGGACACGCAGUCCACCAACCAGACAGUCCAAAUCGCUCAAGGAAGAGCACACAGCACACUCACAGCCGGCCCAAGAAAGGGACAGCAGCAAAAGCCAACAUCCAGGUGAACAGUCCUGAGAAAUGCGGAGAAAUGCCUUUGUUACCUGCUCCCCAGCCUGUGGAGCCAGAAGUCUUUAGUCCACCAGGUGUAGAUGCUCCACAGGUGCCUUCCAUAAGGAACUGGAGAAGCAACAGCACUCUGCCACAAAGAAGCAGCCAUGCCUGGCAUCCAGAAAAAGAGCUGGCAUUCGAUAUUGAUCCCUGUGGGAGAGGGGAGUCAGCAGCAGUACUGGUUACAGAUACUCCUGAGCACGAGUAUGGGGUAAAGGUUACUUGGAGACGGCGGCCUCAUCUAAUGAAAUAUCUGCAGGAGAGCGGGAAGCUGAGUGCUGCCGACAUACUGGUGAAGACAAACUCCGAGCUCUCUAGGAGACAGGCCAACAUCCGACCUGGGUGGGAGCAGUAAUUUUGUUAUGUGCAAAGA
Messenger RNA from Chroicocephalus ridibundus (black-headed gull), 1160 nucleotides. RefSeq names its product RAD9-HUS1-RAD1 interacting nuclear orphan 1 (gene RHNO1). Gene Ontology annotation, biological process: DNA damage checkpoint signaling; cellular response to ionizing radiation; recombinational repair. Gene Ontology annotation, cellular component: nucleus; chromosome. The transcript is spliced from 3 exons. Lineage: Eukaryota; Metazoa; Chordata; Aves; Charadriiformes; Laridae. The record is from RefSeq and is a predicted model, not a curated record. Bases 291 to 1142 code for a protein of 283 amino acids.